GAGAGCAAGAGAGAGAGAUUGGGCUAAGACCAACCCCCCCUGGAUGUUUCAGUUAGGUUCUGCUGCUCCGGUGUCUUGCUUGUCAGUUCUCUCUUGUGUGGUGGUUAGUGUGGAUUCUCUUCAACGCAUUGAUAAGAUCUCUACAAAUAAUAUUCAAGGAGUUGGACAAUAAUCGGCUCAGUCAAGACCCCUUCAACAGAGCACGUGAGCACCCCCUGGUGGCAUUGACAAGCAUUACACCUGUGAUCAGAGACGGGGAAAGAAAACCACUACCUGACUCAGCUGCAACUAACACCUUCUUGUCUAUUGGAUUAUAGUUCUGUCAUUCUAUGGAGCGAAACUCACAGAGAGCCCACAUACCAACUGGUAUUGAUCGGUAACUGAAGCAUGACAAGUUAAACUAUGCGUUAAUUAAUACCUAGAAUAAGGUAUUAAAAAGUCAACCAAAGAGUUCACUAAAGAAGACUUAACAAACAACAGAAACAUGGAGAUGGAAGCCUCCCGUGCUGCUUACGCUGGGACCUUCCCCACUGAAUCUAUAGGCUCUCUACCCACCAACACCUCCUCUCCAAGCCUGCUCCAAUUCUUCUGGGAUUACCAGAACAAUGAUGUCAUUGUGACGCACUACAACUACACAGGCAAGCUCCAGACAGACCGGUAUCGUGAGGGGUUAAAACCUGAAGCCAUAGCCUUCCUGGUAGUGUGUCUUCUUAUCAUCCUGGAGAAUGCUGUGGUUCUAAUAGCCAUCUGGACCAAUAAGAAGUUCCACCUGCCCAUGUACUAUCUCCUAGGUAACCUGACUCUGUCAGACCUCCUGGCCGGUGUCACCUACAUGGCCAAUAUCAUCAUGUCUGGUCCUAAUACACUGAGACUAACCCCAAUACUCUGGUUUCUGAGGGAAGGAGGCGUCUUUAUCACAUUAGCCGCCUCCGUCAUCAGCCUAUUGGCCAUCGCUAUAGAACGCCACGUUACCAUGGUGACAAUGAAACCAUACCACGGGGCAAAGAAGGGUCGGCUGCUGGCUCUGAUCGGGGGCAGCUGGGCGUUAGCAGGGCUGCUGGGGGUGCUCCCCGUCCUGGGCUGGAACUGUAUGGGUCGCCUGGACCGCUGUUCCACGGUUCUCCCGCUCUACGCCAAGUCUUACAUCCUGUGCUGCGUGUCCGUGUUCAGCGGCGUGCUCCUCGCCAUCGUCGUUCUCUACGCCCGCGUCUUCCGUAUCGUGCGCACUAACACCCAGCGCCAACGCCUCGGAGGAGCAAAGGGAAGCCUUCGCAAAGGCCUCGCCAGGAAAUCCCAGAAGUACAUGGCGCUCCUCAAGACAGUCACUAUUGUACUCGGCGUCUUCAUCGCUUGUUGGUUGCCGCUCUUCCUCCUCCUCGGCCUAGACUCAUUCUGCCCUGCCCGCCGCUGCCGACUGCUCCUCAAGGCGGACUACUUCCUGGGCGUUGCCAUGGUGAACUCGCUCCUCAACCCCAUAAUAUACACCCUGACCAGCAAAGACAUGCGUCGCGCUAUUUUAAAACUGCUCUGCCGCCCGUGUCUCAUGACCAAGGACGGGCAGGUGAAGAGGAUGGGGGUGCCGUUCCUGGAGUGUAGCUUCAGUAAGACGGAGGUGGCAUCGAAGAAGCUGGAAGGCCUGGAGACGACGAUCUCCUCUGGGAACAUCGUCACGGCUCAGUCACCCAUAAAGACUCUCUACCCCAAGCUCUUCAAGGUCUAAAGAGCCUAAUGUGGAUAGCUCUGUGAUGGACAGGGAACUAACUCCCUAUAGAAGAUGGACAACAUAAGUGCUCCAUAUGGCCUCCUGAAAAGACAGACCUGAAGGACCCUUUGGGCAGCUCUGUGUUUAAACCAUAGAAUUAGGGGCUUUGUCCCUUCCAGUAAUUGUAUUUCUAUGGAGUGAACUUCAUAUUGAAGUGGUGGACAACAGGAGUGCUCAAUAUGGCCACCUGAAAACGGCAUCACUUCCUGUUUGGCAACUCCACUCCAAUGGCCUUCGGCAGACUAGACUACAUCUAUAGCUCUCUUCUGGCCAAUGAACUAAGCCUAAGAGCAAACCCUCAAAAAGACAGGUGAAUGAUCUAUGAUUGCGACAGAUAUAGCUACAGGUGUUUUUGACGAGAGCAUCAAGUUCAGACAUAUCUCUCUUCAGCAAGUCUGUAGUGGUGCACUUGCAGCAAUAUCACCACAUCAAAAGACUGAUGUUGUAAGAAUGAUGACUAAACAUCAAGCCAGGUGGAAGAAAUGAAAAUGUGAAUUAAGCAACUCUUCUGGUAUUCACAAGAACCUUCCAGAACUGAUUUGCACUAAGUUAACUCUGCAUUGGGAGAGCAUUGAAAGCCAUGGAUUAAGAUUGGACAUUCUGUUCUAGAACUAAGACUGUAAACUGGACAUUCUGUUCUAGAACUAAGACUGUAAACUGGACAUUCUGUUCUAGAACUAAGACUGUAAACUGGACAUUCUGUUCUAGAACUAAGACUGUAAACUGGACAUUCUGUUCUAGAACUAAGACUGUAAACUGGACAUUCCAACCAUGUUGAGUUGUUGUGGCGAGUGCGCCUCCGUUUACUUCACCCAACAUUUUCUAUGUUGUUGUUGUUGUUUGAAAUGCCUUAAAGAAGGCAUAAUAUGGACAUAAUAAUAAUAUGUCUGUGGACACCUGGACUUCGCUGGCUCGAAGGUCCAUGUUGUGCCUGUGUCCCAAACGGCACCCUAUUCCCUAUACAGUGCACUACUUUUGACAUUUGGGAUACACUCCGAGACGCCGGUUGUGAUAACCCCAUACAGCGACACAGUGUGCCCAAACAGAAGCCUAUACAGGAAGUGGAUGCUGUGUUGUUCACCCACCAGUUGCUCUUUGAAACACAAACACACAAUGGAAACCUACACAUGCACCUAAACAUUGUGGUACCUGGAUGUGGAGGGAGGUGUCAAACAAUAUUAAGACCACAGGAUGCUGGUGAGGGGAGGACGGCUCAUAAUAAUGGCUGGAAUGGAAUAAAUGGAAUGGUGUUAAAAGUCAUAUAAACCAAGUGUUUUCUACCGUUCCAUUAAUUAUGUUCCAGACAUCACUAUAAGCCCGUCCUCCCCAAUUAAGGUGCCAUUAGCCACCUGUGACUAAGAUUAUAAUUUGAGUAGAAAAUCUCCACACUGUUUUAGUGGCAUUGUAGCUGUAGCUGUUGUUCUGUGCUUACUCAGUCAAGUGGAAACUAUCUGUUAGUUCCUGAUUCAAAUUCAUAUUUUAAAUGCCAUCACACACACUACAAUACAAAAACACUACUAUAAGAAUGUCACCAUGAACCCAACUACCUGCAGCUCUAAUCAGUGAUGGACUUCUUCCCCAAGCAAAGGACUUCAUGCAGUCCUUCGUGUUCCUCUUGUGUUAUUGUAUCGAUAAGAACCGUCUGUUGCACUUGGGGGUCUCUGUUUUGAAGACCGUGUUAUAACUGAUGAAACAACAGAUCAUCAGGUAACAGGUUACCAUCCUAACCUGCUAGUCGGCAUCAUCCAGCUGCAUUGGCUGUUUGGUAACGUUAGAACGUGCUUGUCAGCUAUAAAUCUAGAUCAAAGUGGGAAGGUAAAGAUGUAUACAGUGCAAUUCUAAGUUACAAACCCACCCAUUGACACAUCUGUUAUUUCUGGCUUUAGAGAGGAUUUUCCUAUACAGUCUAUGGACCUGAAUGUAUAUUUUUCACCAUUUAAACUGGUAAUGUCAUCUAGCAAUUCCAAAAUAAAAUGUGUUCUGUAUUUGGAUGGAUGAGAUGGUGCACCAUACUUUUGUACUGUGUGGUGUGUAUUGAGCAAUUUAUUUUUGUAUUUCUAAAGGAAUUUGCUAGGGCUUGUACUUUGUACUGUAAAGUAUAUGCUUUUUGUACUACCAAGGUUCUACCAUUAUUAAAACAACUGUUUUCUGAAGAAUCUGAUUAUAAAGUUGGUGUUCACUCUGCAGGAUUAUGCACAGAUGUACAGAGCCUUCAGAAAGUAUUCAAACUCCUUUUCCAUAUGUUGUUACAGCCUGGAUUUAAAAUGGAUUACAUUGAGAUUUUGUGUCACUGGCCUACACACAAUACACCAUAAUGUCAAAGUGGAAUUAUGUUUUACUAAUUCAUUCCAAAUGAAAAGCUGAAAUGUCUUAAGUCAAUAGGUAUUUUACUCCUUUGUUAUGGCAAGCCUAAAUAGGUUCAGGAGUCAAAUUGAGCUUAACAAGUCACAUAAGUUGCAUGGACUCUCCAAUAAAAGUGUUUAACAUGA
Oncorhynchus nerka (sockeye salmon) is the source of this 4251-nucleotide messenger RNA. RefSeq names its product sphingosine-1-phosphate receptor 5b (gene s1pr5b). Gene Ontology annotation, molecular function: sphingosine-1-phosphate receptor activity. Lineage: Eukaryota; Metazoa; Chordata; Actinopteri; Salmoniformes; Salmonidae. Gene Ontology annotation, biological process: regulation of metabolic process; adenylate cyclase-activating G protein-coupled receptor signaling pathway. Bases 485 to 1720 code for a protein of 411 amino acids. The transcript is spliced from 3 exons. Gene Ontology annotation, cellular component: plasma membrane; cytoplasm. The record is from RefSeq and is a predicted model, not a curated record.